CAGCAUACUCUCAUUUUUCUGUUUAACAGCGCCACCUCUUAAAAGUGACCACAAAAAGAAAAACUGUCUAGCCCAAAACCUGAAUACAACAUGACAGACUAUGCCGAACACGCGAUAUCUGCCCCGAUAACGCCGUCAUCUGUCCACUCACCACCUACGUCCGCCUUUUCUUCACAAUUUCACUCUCCAUCCUUAUCUCGAUCACCACUCCUGCACUCACCAGAGCACCCAAAAACAACGGCUACAAGCACCAAACCGAAAACUGGCAGCAAAAUAACGUUUUCAAACACGCCACCAGUGGUUUCGGCUCCUCCAUCACAGAUGCACUCACCUUCGAUGUCACGGUCACCGUUUCUUGGGACGCCAGACCGACCCGUGACUAUGCCACCUAGUGGAGCUAGAACACCUAUGGCUUAUAUAAGGUCUAGGAAUUUAACACCUAGAUUUUUGACACCUUUGGGUAGUCCUUUGAGAAAAGCUCUUCAUCUUACAAAAUUAGACCCAACGGACGCAUGGCUUCCUAUUACGGAAUCAAGAAAUGGAAACGCGUAUUAUGCCGCUUUUCAUACGCUCUGCUCUGGGAUUGGAAUUCAAGCACUUGUGCUCCCUGUUGCCUUCACUAUUCUUGGCUGGGCUUGGGGAAUCAUAGUCUUAACAUUAGCAUUCAUAUGGCAACUUUACACUUUGUAUUUGCUGGUUAAUCUUCAUGAAUCACCUGAAACCGGGAUUCGUUACAGUAGAUACAUGCAACUUGCGAAUGCAACAUUUGGUGAAAGGUUAGGCAAGGCCUUAGCGCUAUUUCCAAUCAUGUACUUGUCAGCAGGUACAUGUAUGGCUUGUGUUAUCAUUGGAGGGUCAACAGCCAAAAUAUUCUUUCAAGUUGUGUGUGCUGCCACAGAAUGCAAAGCAGAGACGCUCACAACCGUUGAAUGGUACUUGGUGUUCACUUGUGGUGCAGUCCUCCUUUCUCAACUACCCAAUCUAAAUUCAAUUGCUGGCAUAUCGCUCGUCGGAGCAAUAACUGCCCUCGGAUACUGUACAACCAUAUGGGUUGUGUCUGUAUCCGAAGGCAGACUUCCAAACGUAUCUUAUAAUCCUAUCAGGAUUGGAAGUGAAGUCUCUAAGAUUUUUGACGUCCUAAAUGCCCUUGGUAUCAUUGCUUUCGCAUUUAGAGGACACAAUCUCAUAUUGGAAAUUCAGGCCACCAUGCCUUCAAGCGAGAAGCAUCCAUCAACAAUACCAAUGUGGAAAGGAGUCAGAGUUUCAUAUGCUCUUAUUGCAAUGUGUUUGUUCCCGCUUGCAAUUGGAGGUUAUUGGGCUUAUGGUAAUUUGAUUCCAUCCGGUGGGAUGUUGACUGCACUAUUCAUGUUUCACUCACAAGACCUAGCAAAGUCGAUACAAGCAUUAACAAGCCUAUUCGUAAUUAUCAAUGUUCUUAGCUCUUUCCAAAUCUAUGCAAUGCCAAUAUUCGAUGAGAUGGAGUCAGUAUACGUGACAAGGUAUAAGAAACCGUGUGCUUGGUGGCUCAGGGUUAUCCUAAGGACCUUCUUUGGGUUCUUUUGUUUCUUUCUCGCGGUAGCAAUGCCAUUUCUACCUAGUCUGGCUGGUUUGGUUGGUGGAAUAUCUUUGCCUGUAACAUUGGCAUAUCCGUGCUUCAUGUGGCUAAAGGUCAAGAAACCAAAGGUCUAUAGGGCCAAAUGGUGGCUAAAUUGGGGACUCGGGGUUCUUGGAAUGGGCUUAAGUGUGCUCUUGACUGCGGCUGGGCUUUAUGUCAUAAUUGAUAACGGUAUCAAGCUUAAUUUUUUCAAGCCCGAGUGAUCGCAAUUGGCAAGUGCAAUGAGAGUUUAUAACUUCCUAGUGCCAAAUUGCACUUUGAACCAUUUUGUUUUUAAGCUAGUUUGUAUGUAAGUAUAUGUUUGAGGUUGUAGUCAGGCAACAAAAUUUGUUCAAAGAAAUUCUCUUUUAACAAAUAAGUUAAGUUGACAUAAUGACAUUUUAUCUUGUCAUUCAAUAUAAUUGUACUAUAUAUACUCAAGAAAGUAUUGAAAAACACUUGAUAAUACCAGUACUUUAAAUAUUCUCUAG
Molecule: messenger RNA, 2085 nt
Organism: Erigeron canadensis
Lineage: Eukaryota; Viridiplantae; Streptophyta; Magnoliopsida; Asterales; Asteraceae
Product: lysine histidine transporter-like 8
Exons: 6
Coding region: 91-1818 (575 amino acids)
Cellular component (GO): plasma membrane
Source: RefSeq, a predicted model, not a curated record